Molecule: messenger RNA, 1341 nt
Organism: Aspergillus novofumigatus IBT 16806
Lineage: Eukaryota; Fungi; Ascomycota; Eurotiomycetes; Eurotiales; Aspergillaceae
Product: VHS and GAT domain-containing protein
Exons: 3
Coding region: 1-1341 (446 amino acids)
Biological process (GO): actin filament organization; actin cortical patch localization; endocytosis
Cellular component (GO): actin cortical patch
Molecular function (GO): phosphatidylinositol binding; ubiquitin binding
Source: RefSeq, a predicted model, not a curated record
AUGGACCCUUGUUUACCCCCGGGACGCUCAUUAGAAAUAGGCCCAUCGCUCAACAGCCCUUCCGAGUACCCGGAUGACUCGCCCGAGGGAACGAUUCUGAAAGCAGUGAAAGACUUCUGCGAGAGCGGGGGACAGCAAGACAACCGACAAGGAAAUGAAUUCGUUCACCUGCCCGCCAUAGUUGAAAACGCAGAGUCCAGCCCCAAUGCUGCCAGAGAGGCUGCGCAGCGGCUUCGCAAAUACCUGUCCGAUCCGGCCUCGACUCCAGCCCAGAUCCAAUACAAUGCGAUUAUGCUAAUGCGCAUACUCAUCGACAAUCCGGGCCACACGUUUACGCGCAACAUCGAUGCCAAGUUCGUCGCUACGAUAAAGGAUCUCCUGCGUGAUGGGUGGGACCUCAAUGUGCAACACUUCCUGCGGGAAACGCUGGGUGCCAUCGAAUCGCAGCGACAGUGGGACGAGGAUCUAGCGCCGCUGAUGCAAAUGUGGAGGAAGGAGAAGAGUAAGCUGAGCAGACAGAACAGUGGGGUACGCUUGUCAAGUCAUGGUGAAGUAAUGGAAUGCAUUGCUAACGGUUCGCGGUUUGGGCAGAGCACCUGGAGAUCCUCACGGUCGCAGCACCAGCAACAGCAGCAGCAGGCAUACGCAUACAUGCAGAACUCUGCCCGGCCUGCCUCGACAUUACCGCCGCCAGAUGAACUCGCUGCUCGCGUGACGGAAGCCAAAACGUCGGCCAAGUUACUCCUGCAGUUCGUUCAAUCGACGCCCCCUGCAGAGUUCAACGGAAACGAGCUCAUCAAGGAAUUCUGUACCCGUUGCCAGACGGCAUCCCGCGCCAUUCAGAACUAUAUACAUUCGACGAAUCCCGCACCCGACGAAAACACGCUUCAGACCUUAAUCGAGACAAAUGACGAGCUGUCGGUCGCGUUGUCCAAGUACCAGCAUGCGUUCCUCAGCGCCCGCAAAGCAACUGGCAACUCGGCGAGCCAGUCACCCGUUCCGUCGAAUGGAGCCCCUGAGACUGGGGCCAAUCGUCCACUCCCUGCUCUCCCAGUGCCGCAGCGAGAAGAGCAAAGCGCCUCGCCCUCGGUCUUCUCACCACCACCGCAGCAGCAGCAGCAGCAGCAGAGCACUGCAACCGUGGCUCAUUUGUCAGCGGCGCCUCCGACAGCAGCUCCGGCGAGUAAUAAUGCGGCUCGGUACGAGUACCGAUCGGAGGACUUUCAGGUACAGAAUCCAUUUGCGGACGACUACAGCACAACCAACAACAACAGUCUAGGUGCCACAGAGAACCAACAACAGGCAGGAUCAUACCAACGUCCUACGCAGCACCCGCUUUGA